Messenger RNA from Fonticula alba, 1257 nucleotides. RefSeq lists its product as hypothetical. Gene Ontology annotation, biological process: lipid metabolic process. Gene Ontology annotation, molecular function: oxidoreductase activity. Lineage: Eukaryota; Rotosphaerida; Fonticulaceae. Bases 1 to 1257 code for a protein of 418 amino acids. The record is from RefSeq and is a predicted model, not a curated record. The transcript is spliced from 2 exons.
AUGCGGCUAAUGUCGGUGACACCCAUUCUGUACAUGCAGACGGCCGACGCCCGUGGAGAUCCCUCGCGCCCGGGGAGCACACUUACGUCGAAAAUGCGCCACUCCCGGUUCCCGCCCGCCCCCCUCGGCCCGGCGGCCGACGGCACCGAGCCCCCCUUCACCUAUGACUCCCUGCGCCGGACCAUCCCCCGGCACUGCUUCGAGCGGUCGCUCGCCCGGUCGCUCGGCUACCUGGCCGUGGACCUGGCCUACGUCGUGGUCCAGACCCUGGCCUUCCUCUGGGUGGACCGGCGCCUGGCCGGCUACAGCGACCUCCUCUCGUGGGGCCUCUGGACCGCCUGCUUCCUGACCUACACCUUCCUCCAGGGCGUGGCCUUCACCUCGAUCUGGGUGCUGGCCCACGAGUGCGGCCACCAGGCCUUCUCCCCGUCGGCCGUGGCCAACGACACCAUCGGCUUCAUCCUGCACACCAUGCUCUUCGUGCCGUACUUCAGCUGGCAGCGCACCCACAACACCCACCACAAGUACACCAACAACCUGCAGAAGGACGAGGUGUUCGUCCCGCUGGUUGCCCGCCAGGAGACCGACGUCCAGCAGGCGGCCAAUCUCUCCCGCCGCGGGGACAUCCAGACCACCCUGCAGCUGGCCGCCAUGCUGAUCCUCGGCUGGCCGCUCUACCUGCUGUACAAUGCCACCGGCCACAAGACCGAGGGCUUUGCCUCGCACUACCUGCCCUCCUCCGAGAUCUUCCUCCCCCGCGAUCGGCCCUUCGUCAUCCUCAGCAACAUCGGCCUGCUGGCCUGGGUGGCCGCCCUCGGCGCCUUCGCCAUGCUCACCCCGGCCGGCUGGACCGACAUCCUGAAGUUCUACCUCCCGGCCCUCAUGGUCAACUAUGCCUUCCUGGUGGCCAUCACCUUCCUCCAGCACACCGACCGCACCCUGGCCCACUUCGACCAUGAGGACUGGAACUACCUCCGCGGCGCCCUCAGCACCAUCGACCGCACCAUGUCCCCCUGGCUCGAUCGCCGCCUGCACCACAUCCACACCACCCACGUCAGCCACCACCUCUUCAGCAAGAUCCCCUUCUACCAUGCCGGCGAGGCCACGGUCGCCCUGCGCAAGGCCCUCGGCCCCUACUACGCCAGCGACUUCGAGACCCCCUUCCUGGUGGCGCUCUUCCGCAACUUCCGCGACCUCAACUACAAGCAGAACACCCAGGGCACCUUCUGGUGGCUGGAGACCCAUCUGCUGGACUAG